This is a messenger RNA of Aspergillus nidulans FGSC A4, 336 nucleotides long. RefSeq lists its product as uncharacterized. Lineage: Eukaryota; Fungi; Ascomycota; Eurotiomycetes; Eurotiales; Aspergillaceae. Bases 1 to 336 code for a protein of 111 amino acids. The transcript has 2 exons. The record is from RefSeq and is a predicted model, not a curated record.
AUGCCAAGAUCUCUCUUUUUUGAUCAGCCCUCUUCUACCAACUUGACCGCCAACAUGAAAUUCCAUACUUACUUAUCCCUCCUGCUCGGCAUCUCGGCAACCACUGCCCUUGCCGCUCUUCGCCCAGACGCAACCCCCGACGAGGUCGCCGCGGCCGAAGCGGAGUGCGGAUCUAUGGGUGUGAUGAGGAUCGACCCAGCAGAGCUGCCUGAGGGCGUUACGAUGGCCGACGUCCGCAUGUGCGCCGACCACCCCCUCGGCGCUGGGGCGUAUCCGGGUCCUGGUCCUGGGGCUUUUGCCAGGUUCCGUCGAUUCCUCCCGAGUUGGGUGUUUUGA